UUGUCAUACACACACAACACACAGUCCCUCUCUCAUACAUUUGCAUAUAAUAUGAUAAAAGUUUAUGCUUUUCAAAGAGUAAUGAUGCUUCUUUGGAUUAACAUGCUGUCCUCUAUUUCAAGCACACAAUAAGACUUCUGCUGAAUCUCCUAAAUAUAAGGACACAUCAAUUUAGCUACUAGAAAGUUUCAAACCCCAAAACACUACAAUGGCUAAAAAUGUUCUGUCAAACCUUCCAUCCAUCCUUCUCUUUGUUCUUCUACUCUGCUCAGGUGCCUCUCUCUCUCUCUCCAAAAACAUAUACUAUAAACAAGACUCUACUUCUCAAUUUGCAGGUUCAAUUGUCCAAGAAACAGAGGCAGCAGCAGAGCAAAAAGAUGUGACAACUCCAAUGACAACAGUUCCUUUGAGAUAUCCUUCAUCUUUAAAUCCAUUGCUGGAUCCACAGCAAGAUUCUCCCACCAUCACCACUCCUCCAUCUACGGCCGCAGGGAGCUGGUGUGUCGCCAGCAUAUCCGCCACACCGGCAGCAUUGCAGGCUGCACUGGACUAUGCCUGUGGCCACGGUGGUGCAGACUGCUCCCCCAUCCAGCCCGGGGGAGGCUGCUUCGCCCCAAUCAACCUCCGCCACCACGCCUCCUACGCCUUCAACACCUACUACCAGAGGAAUCCAAUCCCCAGCAGCUGCAACUUCGCUGGCUCAGCUGUUACAACAAGCACUGAUCCAAGUUAUGUGACAUGCCACUAUCCAUCUUUAAGCACAAGUUCAUCGGUGUUGAACACAACUAGCUCGACUGGAUCCCAUGUUUUCGGGGCUGGACCAGUCCCUCCCUCUCCUACUGCAGCUGCCCUGCCUAACUCUUGUAUACAUGUACUGCAAUUCUUGGCUCUACUGUUGUCAGUUUUGCCUAGUUUUUCUUCCCAUGAUUGUGGAAUACCUGCCUAAUUAGUUUAAAAUAUACAGAAUUAGUUUGGUGUAUAAUUUGUGUGUUUAGAAUGCAUUACAUGUAACAUGUGAUGUAAUUUAGCAAAGCAAAUUCCCUUUUUAACUGAGUAAAA
Molecule: messenger RNA, 1059 nt
Organism: Salvia splendens (bonfire salvia)
Lineage: Eukaryota; Viridiplantae; Streptophyta; Magnoliopsida; Lamiales; Lamiaceae
Product: glucan endo-1,3-beta-glucosidase 12
Exons: 3
Coding region: 209-946 (245 amino acids)
Source: RefSeq, a predicted model, not a curated record